Molecule: messenger RNA, 1273 nt
Organism: Didymodactylos carnosus
Lineage: Eukaryota; Metazoa; Rotifera; Eurotatoria; Philodinida; Philodinidae
Source: the annotation of a GenBank genome assembly
AUGACAGACAAUAAUUAUCCUCGUAAUAGAAAAUCAACGGCUGGUAUCAGUGCCAAAUAUGAUGAGAAAGACUAUUUGUUGGUAUCAUUUCUAAAUUUUAAAAAGCAUGCUGUUGUACCAUCACAAGUUGUUAAUGUGGAUCCACUUGAUGAACGAAAUGGCAGUAUUAAAACAUAUGGUACCAAAAAACAAUUACGAAUUAUUGCUAAAGGUAAGUGAAUUACUUUGUUCCUGUGAUUCUGAGAGCUUAAAAAUGUUCUUACUUUCGUUUUCUGUUAGAAAUUUUGAAUUGUCGUGCACAAGUUUUUUUCAAAAGAUAACCUUGAAUUUUGUCGGUUUCUCAGUCUCACAACGUUAGAAACGAGAGUAGUGCAGGUCCAAAAGGCUGAAGCAAUAUAUGCCUUCAAAAAAAAAAAAACUUUUAUUUUAAAUAUAAUUUCGUAUGGUUCGAAUUAUGUUUUCGAAUUUUGAUUGUCGAAUUCAAAGCUCGACCUCGACUAUCUCUCACAGAAUACGAGACAGGGGAACGAGCUGGGUAGUGAGAGUGAGUACAGAAAGAAAUGCUUUGCAUGCGCUGCGAUUCCUAUCUGUCCUGAACGGCGCACAGCAAUUGUGCAAUUCUACUUUUAUUCUAAAGUUUGUAGCACAUGGGUGGAUGAAGCUAUUGUUUUCUUCGCGGACGCGAUGCAUUUCUUUCUGUACUCACUCUUAGUACUCUUCUCUCUCGCCCUUUCCCACAUCCUGCAAAGUGAAAGUCGAAAUUCGAUUUCUGAGCAGGGUUGGAAUUGGAAAGCCUUGAAAAUUCCCUUCUACGUACUUUCGAACUUCGAAUUUGACCUUUGACUUUACGCGUAUAAAAGAAUGAUGUUCUUCACAAAUAGCAUCAAAUUGGUAAUCGAGUGUGCUGUACCCGAAUAUCACAAUGGUUUUCUCUCAAAGGUCUAUGGAGACCCCGUUUUUUAAAAACCAGGUUUCCGAAACUCUAAAAGAUUAACCAGAACGUUUCUUAAUACGGCAUGAUUGAAGCCCAGAAAUUUCUGAUUAAAAUGAGACGUCUCUCAGCUCUACACGCUUUCUUUCCAAAGUUAUAGGAUUUAUAAGAAAAGCCCUAAAUGUUCAUUGUCAGCUCAAAGCUACAGAAAUAAGAAAUUAAUUUAGGGCUUUUCUUAUAAAUUCAAUAACUUUGCUAAGAAAGGUCGUGUAGAGCUGGAAGACGUCUCGUUUUAAUCAGAAAUUUCCGGGCUACAAUCGUGCCUUAUUAAGAAACGUUUUG